Molecule: messenger RNA, 996 nt
Organism: Nicotiana attenuata
Lineage: Eukaryota; Viridiplantae; Streptophyta; Magnoliopsida; Solanales; Solanaceae
Product: glutathione S-transferase T1-like
Exons: 7
Coding region: 84-794 (236 amino acids)
Source: RefSeq, a predicted model, not a curated record
UGGGAAUACGUAAAGGCUUUAAAUACGUGGCCUCUCUCCAUUCCUCACCACAUUUAAUUUCACAGUAAAGAAUCAAUUUACAGAUGUCGCUCAAAGUUUAUGUAGAUCGCUUGUCUCAGCCUUCUCGUGCUCUUCUUAUUUUCUGCAAAUCAAAUGGAAUUGAAUUUGAGGAGGUCCCUAUUGAACUUUCCAAAGGCCAACAUCGCUCUCCUGAAUUUGCAGAAAUUAAUCCCAUGAAGCAAGUUCCAGCCAUAGUUCAUGGAUCGUUUAAGCUUUUCGAGAGUCAUGCAAUUCUAAGAUAUCUAGCUUCUGCAUUUCCAGAAGUUGCUGAUCAUUGGUAUCCAAGUGACCUGCAGAAAAGAGCAAAAAUCGAAUCCGUCCUGGAUUGGCACCACUCUAACUUACGCCGUGGUUCAGUUGGCUAUGUCCUUAAUUCUACACUGGCACCUGCACUUGGGUUGCCUUUGAAUCCACAAGCAGCAGCAGAAGGUGAGAAGGUCCUUUCAGCAUCUCUUGCAAAGAUUGAUACCUAUUGGCUGCAGAAAGAUGGAAGCUUUUUGCUUGGAAAUUCCCAACCUUCCAUUGCUGAUCUUAACUUAGUGUGUGAGAUUAUGCAACUUGAGGUUGUUGAUGAGAAGGAUCGUGACAGGAUAUUAAGUCCGCACAAGAAUGUUUUGAAGUGGAUUGAUGAUGUAAAGAGUGCAACAGCACCUCAUUUUGAUGAAAUACAUGCAACCCUCUUCAAAGUUAAAGAGAUUUUCCAGAAGCAGCGAUCUGCUGGAGCAAGCACUUAGACCUGAUCAAGCAAACGACCUUUAUCUGCAUUUGAUCAAUUUUAAGCCAUGUUGAACCAAUUACUACUAGGUUAAGGCUUGCAUAUGCCCGCAGUAUGAACAUUUCCUUAGUAUAAAAGAAUACAGUAUGUUGUUUGCUAUUAUUCUCGAAACUCAGUGACAUUAAUAAUCUUCUUAAUUGAAGCUGUUUCUAUUCUACGCA